CAGUAGACUAUUUUUUAAAAAUUUAUUAAAAAAAAAAAAAGGGUGCGGCUGGAUUCGAGGGUUUGGGUUGGGGGAUGGGUGAAAUGUGUUAGUAAAUGGAAGUAAAAAGGGUAAAACAAAAAUCCGCGGCUUGGCUUGCGUCUCUCACAAAAUUACGGCUCUUAACCUAUGUUUUGUGGAUAUUUACGGUUUGUCCCACUUGCCCACGUGUCAGCCUCUCAGCUUCCCCUCCUGUUCCAUGUUCAAAGUUGCGGUCUUGAGACCUGAGUUAAGAAAAAGGAACAAAAUUCCCGAUAUACCCCACAAUAAAUUAAUACCCUUUGGUUGAUUUGAUCAACAGUCUUCGUCGUCUUCUGCAUGUCUGUGGUAUCGGAAAAAACUUGGACGACCAGAUUAUUAUAAUUAAUCACAGUGUUAAUUAUGUUAAUAUAUCAAGAGCGUGCCGCGUUGCAUGCUGGUCGGACAUUCGCCAUGGAUUUCUGACUCAUUCAAUUUCUAACGCGUCACCCAAUUCAAUUCAAAGUCUCAUCCACGACAAAGACAAGGUCAAUCAGUCAGAAUAAUAUUAUUUCUUAUUAAAUACAAGACUGGAAGUGUUGUAUUUUAUAUAAUUCCUUACGAUGAUGUUAAGAAGGGCUGCAUUGAUUGGUUGUACAAUUACAAGCGGAAAUCUAUGGUCUUUGUUGGGAUUUUCAGCAAAGGUACCAACUUGGCCUGCGGUUAAGGUGUCUUCAUCAACAGGUAACCAUGCUAAUUUCACUUCAAUAGAAGAAAAACUUUCUUGUCGAAAACUCGCUGGGUAUAGUAUCAGAUACAGAGCCAUGUCAGCAUCUGCGAAUGCAACGCCUGUGAAUGUAAUUGCUGAAAAUGAAGAACAAGUUCAAGAAUUUAAACAGCUUAAUGCGGUCAACGAUAGGUAUGGCGGAGUAAUUGUUGAAAUGAGUGAGCCGAUGGACCCUGCAGCCUUUGCUUCGAUUCUUAGAGCUUCAAUUGCACAGUGGCGUCGCCAGGGUAAAAAGGGUGUUUGGAUCAAAUUACCUAUUCAGCAUGUCAAUCUUGUUGAAGCUGCUGUCAAGGAAGGAUUUUGGUUUCACCAUGCUGAGCCAAAUUACUUGAUGCUUGCUUAUUGGAUUCCUGAAGGUACACAUACUCUUCCAGCAAAUGCCUCACACCGGGUAGGCGUUGGCGCAUUUGUCAUGAAUGAAAAGAGAGAGGUUUUAGUGGUGCAAGAGAACACCGGACGAUUUCGGGGUACAGGUGUGUGGAAGUUCCCUACAGGAGUUGUGAAUGAGGGUGAAGAUCUCUGCACAGCUGUAGUUAGAGAAGUGAAAGAAGAGACAGCAAUUGACACAAAAUUUAUUGAAGUACUAGCGUUCAGACAAAGCCACAAGUCAUUCUUUGAAAAGUCAGAUAUAUUCUUCAUGUGCCUGAUGGAGCCACUUUCUUUUGAAAUCCAGAAGCAGGAAUCUGAGAUAGAGGCAGCUCAGUGGAUGCCAUUUGAAGAAUAUGCAGCGCAGCCAUUUGUCCAGACAAAUGAGCUUUCAAAAUAUAUUGUUGACAUAUGCAAAGCAAAGGAAGCUAGAAAAUAUUCUGGGUUUGUUCCCGUGCCUACCUCGUCACCAUUCUCGGAUGAGAAGAACUACAUGUACUUCAACUAUCGUGACCUCAAUGGCCAGUAAUUUCUGAUAAUGGCUCCUAAAAUUAUACAUGGGCAACGAUUCAACUUCUAAAAUUCAUAAAUACAUUCUUUAUUUGUACGACCAUAAUGCUCCUCUGUCAGGUUCUUCCUCUUUAUAUUAUUCCCCUCCUGCUAUACAGCUAAGUGAAUUAUUCAUUCAAAGUCUAAUGUUACUUCUUUCAAAGGCAAA
Messenger RNA from Theobroma umbraticum, 1868 nucleotides. Lineage: Eukaryota; Viridiplantae; Streptophyta; Magnoliopsida; Malvales; Malvaceae. The record is from RefSeq and is a predicted model, not a curated record.